Messenger RNA from Apis dorsata (giant honeybee), 5905 nucleotides. It is a transcript of the gene Asap, whose product is annotated as arfGAP with SH3 domain, ANK repeat and PH domain-containing protein. Gene Ontology annotation, biological process: positive regulation of GTPase activity. Gene Ontology annotation, molecular function: protein binding; GTPase activator activity. The transcript is spliced from 18 exons. The record is from RefSeq and is a predicted model, not a curated record. Gene Ontology annotation, cellular component: cytoplasm. The coding region runs from base 665 to 3757 and encodes 1030 amino acids. NCBI's taxonomy places the organism in Eukaryota, Metazoa, Arthropoda, Insecta, Hymenoptera, Apidae.
UAUCGAAUUUAAUGCGAAUGACUUUCUAUAUAACCAUAAAUUUAAUGGUGAAGGUAUAAGUGUAUACAGCGCCGCCUCAGUAAAACUUUGACCGUGAACGAAAACGUUUCGGCACCGAUCAGGUUGAUUUUAGAUCGAGUGACGAGUAGGUGUAAAGAGAUUUUUAUAGGACGCAGCCGCGUACGCGCGUAAAAGUGUGUAUGCAGCGUGAGCCGCGCGAAGAUAGGAAAGGUGUGAAAUAUGUUUCCUCGCGGCCACUGCGGGAAACUUCGAGCGACCAAAAUGUUAAAGAAAUAAUCGUGUCGCGCAAGUGUCUCUCGCUGGUAGAGAAGACAGACCGUGUGCUUGAAGUUUCUUUCUCUCUCUUUCUCUUUUCAACCCCCUUCCUUCUCUUUCUCUUUGUGUCCUUCCCCCCUCCCGUCGACGCUCCUCUCUGGGUCCGUUCGUCGCACCGGGACGACGUUUACCGUGCGUCACGGGAAACGGCAUUGGGAGGAGACAGAAGGUGACAGCCCUCCCGCGGAAUUUAUGGUGCACACGGGAGAAACGGUGAAGUGCGUAGUGUUAGAGUGAAGUGAGUGUAACGGCACUAAGUGCUAGACCGGUGAAAAAAUUUUUGGGGGUCUCCAUCAUUUCGGCCAAUAUAGGUGGAAAGAGAGAAAAAAUGCCGGGCCUAAUCGCCGUAAGCGAGUUCGUCGAGGAGACGAGGGAGGAUUAUAAUUCACCCACCACGUCUACCUUCGUCUCGCGGAUGCCACAAUGCAGACAGACAAUCACAUCUCUCGAGGAGACGCUGGACUUCGACAGAGAUGGAUUGACGAAGCUGAAGAAAGCGAUCAAAGCCAUUCACAAUUCUGGAAACGCUCACGUCGAUAACGAGGUUUAUCUCGGAAGGGCGUUGGAAAGGCUUGGAGAUGCCGCCUUGAAAGAACAGGAACCGGAUAUCGGUGCUGCCUUUUUGAAAUUUGCGGUCGUCACAAAAGAAUUGAGUGCUCUGAUGAAAACUCUGAUGCAGAACAUUAACAACAUCGUUAUGUUUCCCCUGGACUCGGUGCUGAAAGGGGAUCUACGAGGUGUGAAAGGUGACUUGAAAAGGCCGUUCGAAAAGGCGUGGAAGGAUUACGAGGCUAAAUACGCGAAAAUCGAGAAGGAAAAGAAGCAACACGCAAAAGAGGCUGGCCUCAUUCGGACGGAAGUGACGCCGGCUGAGAUCGCCGACGAGAUGGAGAAAGAGAGAAGAUUGUUUCAAUUGCAAAUGUGCGAGUAUCUUAUAAAAGUGAACGAAAUCAAAACGAAAAAAGGAAUUGAAUUGCUGCAGCAUCUAGUCGAAUAUUAUCAUGCACAAACCAAUUACUUUCAAGACGGCCUAAAAACCAUUGAACACUUUGGUUCAUACGUAGCGGAUCUCAGUGUAAAAUUACAAAAGAUCAGACAAACACAAGACGAGGAAAGAAGACGAUUAACAGAACUGAGAAAUCUCCUUAGAAGCUCAGGUUGCGACAAAGAGUUAAACGUAAAUGCGAAUGCAGGAUAUUCGCUUCACCAAUUGCAAGGAGAUAAGCAGCAUGGUGUUACUAGAUCCGGUCAUUUGUUGAAGAAAAGCGAGGGAAAAAUGAGAAGAGUUUGGCAAAAGAGACGGUGUGCUGUUCAAGCCGAAGGUUAUUUGGACAUUUGUCACGCGGAUGAGAAUAAGCCACCAACGAGAGUGAAUUUAUUAACUUGUCAAAUCAAGCUAGUACCGGAUGACAAACGAGGUUUCGAUUUAAUUAGUUACAAUAGAACGUAUCACUUUCAAGCGGAAGACGAAGCUGAUCAACGAGCAUGGAUGUCCGUUUUAGUAAACUGUAAGGAACGUGCUUUGCUUCGAGCAUUCGACGCAAGUGGUAAAGCUGAAGCUGGUACAGGAAAUCCAAGUUUAGUUGAACUUCAACAGGCUGUUAUACGUUGUGUCAUGAGGUUACCUGGAAACGAUCAAUGCUGUGACUGUUCUUCGCAAAAUGAUGCUACAUGGCUUUCUACAAAUUUUGGCAUAAUCGUGUGUAUAGAAUGCAGUGGAAUUCAUCGUGAUUUAGGAGUACAUAUAUCUAGAAUACAGUCUUUGACAUUGGAUAAUGUAGGCACUGCUCAACUACUUCUUGCACGACACAUGACUAAUCAGGCGUUUAACGAAGUAAUGGAAGCUACAUUGCAUCAUAAUCAUAAACCAACACCAACUUCCACGAUGGAAGAAAGAUACGAAUUUAUAAGAGCUAAAUAUGUGGAUAAACGAUACGUGAUGAACACUUGUGCAGAUGAAAGAGAUCUCCUUUCUGAUUUAGAACAUGCAGUUAAUAAUCGUGACUUGCAACAACUUUUACAAGUUUAUGCAGAAAAUGUAGAUUUAGCAGCACCAUUACCUACAUCGGAUCUGGGUGAAACAGCAUUGCAUUUAGCAAUCUUACGUGAGAUGGGAAACAGCUUGCAUAUUAUAGAUUUCUUAGUACAGAAUAUGUCGACAGGUGGUAUAGACAGAAGCACUAUCGACGGGGAAACAGCCUUACAUCUUUGCGCGAGACACGAUAGAGCAGAAGCAAUGAAGCUCUUGCUACGAGCAGGUGCUGAUCCAACACAUCGAAAUAAGCAGGAUAAAACUCCACUUGAUAUUGCACAGGAAAUGGGACACCACACUUGUAAAGAACUGUUGAGUCAUGCUCUACAAAGACAAAAGACAUUGUUUGACAAUGUUAAUAUCGACUGGAAUCUCUCGCAUGAUGAAGGAUCUACCGAUUUUUCUGAUGACGAAACAAUAAUAGAAGAUAGGAAUGGUUGUUUAACACCUGAGAAGAAAUCUCGUAGUAGGCCACCUUCUUAUGUGGGUGGUGGUGGUAGUAGUGGUGGUGCUGGAUCAGGAGAUUCGCCAGUGACUUUACGUAGUCGAAGUAGUACAUGUGACAGUUUACAAAGUGGUUCUUCUCCAAGUUCUUCAACGAAUAGACAACAAAUGCCUCCACCACCGCCACCUCAAUCAAGAAAACCUGUUGCUGUACCUACACCCAUGGCGCCAGAUAUUUCGGUCAAUAUUCACGGAUCAUUGAAGAAGCGUGUAGCACCCCCACCACCACCGGCUGGAAGUACAGGUGGUAUACCUUCCUCUCAUUAUGGUACACUACCUUCGUCCGCGUCCUUAGCAGCGUCAACGCAUAGCCGUACAACGAGCGAACCUAUCUUAGCUGGGCAUUCUUUACAUACUCUACCACAUGCGUUAAAUACAUUAAACAGUCAACAUCAUAAAAGAUCGCCCAGUGGAGAUUCUUCAACGGGACACGGUACGGACAAAGUAAAUAGUUCAACGCUUCAAAGACCAAGGAAUCCUCCUCCCCCAGCUCCAUCUAGUAUCAAUUCCUCAAGAUUGAGUAAUGGACGUAGCAGCGAGUCGUUAAGUUCUAUGUGUUCGGAUCAUGGUUUGGGUAAUCCUAUUCCACCUCCACGUAAGCGAAGGGACCGGGCCAGACUAGAGAGCUACGCAGAGGAGCCUUCAUCUUUGCUCCCAAAUCUGAAUCUGCCAACUUCAUCGACCUUAAGCGGAUUACGACGUUGUCGAGCAUUAUAUGAUUGCGAAGCGGAUAACGAGGAUGAGCUGUCGUUCCGGGAAGGAGAGGUGAUCAUCGUAACAAAUGAACAAACCGAUGAUGACAACUGGAUGGAAGGCGCUCUUGAACGAGCGCCUGAAAGAAGAGGAAUGUUCCCGAUUAGUUUCGUGCACAUGUUGCAAGAUUAACAUUCGGUAAGCCUGAACUCGUUGGCAAGUGUCUCCAGUACUGCCAGCUCCGUGAGCAUCGCUAGUCUCGGCAGGAAAUCUUGGACGAGGAAACCGAAAGAUUGAACACAAAGGAUGAAGCAUUCAGUUCCAUAAUUUUUAAAAAAUCGUGGGUUCCUUCUCUUGAAAUUAUACAAAAUUUGAAAUAAUUCCUCAAUUUAUAACUUGAAACAAUUCCAGAGAAGCAUAUUGAUUUGCUAAAAGAAGAGAUUUUAAUAAUUAUUAUAUGAGAAAAUACUCGUCUAAAAAAUAUUUGCUUAAGUUAGAGAGGAGGAAAUCAUAAAUAUUGAAGACUUCAUUAAAAAAAGAAAUAAUAUCUGACUAAAAAAAUCAAUAUGAAAGUUGAAAAAGUUAAAGUUUGUCUUUGAGAAUCAUUAGAAACAUCAUGGAGAAGAGAAGUAGUUACUAUAGCCUGAGCAAAAUAAAUUGGCUAUACAAAGUUACAAAUAGAUAAACUCUCAUCAUGCUAUCAAUUGCAUACAAUUUAAGAAACAUAACUUAAAAUAUUCUAAUGAUCAUAAUUUUAAAUAUGAUCAUAAUUUUUAAAUAUUUAAAACAUGUAGUAAAACUACAAAAAAAAAAUAAUUUGAAGGAAUUAUUUUAUAAAAUAAAACGAAGUGAAGUAAAAAUUUAAAGCAUAUAAAAACUUAUACAAAGAAAGUUAUUGAUGCAAGUUUAUAUUAUUAAAUAUAGUUAAAAGUAUAUAACAAUUUCUUUCAUUCUUAAUAAUCUCAAAAAAAAAAGAGCUUAAGAAACCAAUUAAUAUUGUUCAGACUAUAGCUUUGAUACUUCAUGUGCUGUACCUAGACGUGCCUAUUCAAGUCGGAUACUCAAACGUAAAGAAAAAUCUUAUACAAAUCUACAAUUUAAAAAUUUCAAUAAAAAAUACAUUCAAUGCCAGAAAAAUGGGAAUAAGUUGAGCACCAAUUGUUUCGAACAAGAUGAAGAAAUCGAAGACUGGAUCGUUCUGAAGGCCGACGAUAAACAAACAGAAAAUGUGAUAUAAAAUAUAUUUCAGUAUAAAUUAUUAGUAUUAUGAAUCGGAUUCAACAAAAAAAAUUGAAAAACCAUACGCUAAUAAAAUAAAACCAUCAUACAUGUUUAUGAUAAUCGAACAGGGCGUUGCAAUCGAAGCAAAUCUAUUAUAAAUUACAAUAUUCGUUCAUAUUAAAUUUACAACUAACAGAGGAUACUGGUUUAUCUUGUUAGCUGUUGAUUAUCAAUUCUACUACGUAGAACAACACAUAUUCGAUCGAAAUAUUAAUCAUAUUUGGUAAAUGUGCACAAUUUCGUGUAUACAGAGAUAAAGAUUUAAAAAAAAAAAGAAAAAAAUAAGUGUAUGUAUGCGUGCGUGAGUGUGUGCAUGUUUGUAUGCAUAUUAUUAUAAGAAAAAACAAGAGAAAGAAUACAGAACUCAAAUUCUGUAAUUUGUUGCAUGUCUUUAAGUAUCUGGCGCACACUUCUUUCUGUACUGCCAAUGCUGAAUAUAUUCUAUAUGCAAUUGCGUUCCAGGCGAAUAGAACAAAAAGAAAUUAAUAGAAAAACAUUUUCGUGAUGGUGUGGUAGAUACAGCCAACGGCGUCGAUCGCUGAAAAAGAUAUAACAUAAAAUAUAGGAUAUUAAAAAGGGAGUGUCCUUAUCUCCUGAAAAAAAAAGAACGACAUUAAAAUAUUGCAUGACACCGAUAGUAUUAUUAGCGUAUUCGAUUCUUAAAGAUCACGUGGUUACAAGCGUAUGUACAUUUUUGUAAUGCCAUAUUAUAUUUGUUAGUAAAUAUAUAUAUAAAAUUAUAUAUAUAUAUAUAUAUUGUGAAAUAGAAUUAUGAAGUUAGAGAUUUAUUAGUCAUUAAGUAUAUAUAGUAUAUAUAUAUAUAUAUAUAUAAAAUGAGAAGAAAAGAAAGAAUAUAAAAGAAAGAAAAGAAUAAUAGAACAAUACGUGUGCGAUUCAACCGAGAUUUAUGCGCCGAAAGCGAAUUGAAAUUUUUGUUUGUUUAAUAUUGUUAUUUGAAACACAUAACAUAUAUGAAACCAAAGAAAACAUUUUUGUGAGUGAGAGAAUUGUAAACGCCUGCUAGCUCAAUGUAUAUUAAAGGGAACUGUAAUUUUUUUC